GUCAGGACCAUGCAGAUGUCGCCUUCGCGGCUUCCGGGACUUUAGUUGUGCUCUGCCCCGUUAUAUCCCGCCGUAGUUUGGAUGGUGAAGCCGGAGGGGAUGGCGGGGAGCUGGGCUGCCCAUGGAGGAGCACUAGCAGUCUGCAGGUGCUAACCAUCCCCCUGCCGUCUAUGGAGAGGUCCAGCUGCCGGCCAAAUGCAUUCUGUAGAGAACAACUGCAACCAUGACGUCUCCAGGCCGAGCGAAGGACCCAGCUCCAUCUACAUGUGUAAGCUGUGCAACCUGUUCUCUCCCAGUCACUCGGAGCUCCUGCUACACGUUACCGAAAAUCACACCAAAGAAGGUCUGAGCCCGGACCACAUCAUUAUCCCGCUUAGACCACUGGUGCCGUCCAGCAGGAACGCAGAAGAAUUGUGCGUUGUGAAACGAAAAAGAGGACGACCUAAAGGGUCCACAAAGAAAUCAGUCGCUGAGGAGGAGCCCACCGAGACCAAUGGAAGCCUGCCUAAAGAGGACAACGAGGAGGGACGCCUGUCCCCUGAGCCCGUGCCGGACAGCUUGGAAUGCCGAAAAUGCAGCCGAACGUUCUCCAACCUCAGACAGCUGACAAAACACAUCUGCAUCAUCGUGUUAAAUGACGAUGAGGAUGUCACUCAAGCCAACGACUUCGAGGGGAAGUUUAUUUUGCCAGAUAAUGAAAAGGAGAAGGAAAAACAGCCAAAGAGAUCGCGCCUGCAGAAAACGGAAAAAGCACUGCAGCCGAAAGAUGCCGAGAAACCCCAAGGAGUGAAUCCCAUCGUCAGCGUUUUCUUAACGGCUCACGAGGCUAUUCCAGGAGCAACACGAAUAGUUCCCAUAGAAGCUGCAGCUCCAGCGGUGGAACCAGAGGUGAACACGCAGACGGCGGAUCCAGAGCCGGGGCUGAAGAGAGGAUACCAGGAAUACGCCAUCCCACAAGUCCCUCAGGAACAGGCCGCCCAUUCCAGCAGGACAGGUCCAAACCAGCUAAAAAUUUUCACUUGCGAAUAUUGCAAUAAGGUCUUCAAAUUCAAGCACUCUCUCCAGGCCCACCUGCGCAUUCACACCAAUGAAAAGCCCUAUAAGUGCCUCCUGUGUAACUACGCCAGUGCCAUUAAAGCCAACCUGAGCGUCCACAUGCGCAAACACACAGGAGAGAAGUUCAGCUGCGAUCACUGCUCCUUCAGCUGUCUCAGCAAAGGUCACCUGAAGGUCCACGUGGAGCGAGUCCACAAGAAAAUCAAGCAGCACUGCCGCUUCUGCAAGAAAAAGUACUCAGAUGUCAAGAAUCUCAUCAAACACAUCAAAGAAACUCACGACGCGCUGGACAAGAAGGUGAAGGACAACUUAGACGAACUAAGGUUACUGACCCGAGAGGGAAAGAGACAGCUCUUGUACGACUGUCACAUCUGUGAGCGCAAAUUCAAAAAUGAGCUGGAAAGAGACAGGCACAUGCUGGUCCAUGGAGACGAGAGACCGUUUGCUUGCGAGCUCUGCGACCAUGGGGCCACAAAGUAUCAGUCUCUCGAGCUCCACCUACGGAAGCACCCCUUCGUCUACGUGUGCUCCAGUUGCUUCAAGAAGUUUGUCAGCACUGUUAGAUUAAAAGCUCACAUCAAAGAGUUUCACCCAGACCUUCAGGAGGACAUGAUCUUUAGGACUUCCAUUAAUCAGAGUUUUUACCUCCUGGAGCCUGGGAGUGACAUCCAGCAAGAGGCUCUUGGAGACGUCGAUAGUGAAGCUCAUCUAGUCUACAACGCACCGUCUUCCAUACCGAUUCCCCCAACAUCAGUAAAAAACAUUGAACAAUCUCAGAACUCUACGACUGAAAGGGUUGGUUUACUACCAGGCCAGGAAUCGCAGCCACUUGUGUCUGAGCAACCAAGUCAUUUACCAGAUUGCACAAUAUCAAAGCUAGCAGGCUCUCCAGACGUGUCUUCGGAGGUGUCAAGUGAAGAUCUUCUUCGUGGUUUGACAGAGAAAGAUAAUAAUCAUUUUUAUUCUAAUCUUGGAAACAAUCAAGGCGAAAGCAAUGAAUCCGGAGCAGUCAAUCAUGUCAUAAGCGAGUCGAGACCCACGGCGGUAGACUCUUUAGACGACCAGAUUUCAUAUGGACAUCAUGAAAGUGGAAGCCAACAAGGCCCAAAGGACACUACUUUGGAGACGGGAAGCGUAGGGCUCCCCCCUCCUGCACCCCCAGUGCCUGCAAACUCUGGAGAGACUGCAGCCUUUAUGACUAUCUUGAAUGGACUGCACAAGAGACAGUUGUCGGUGGCCUUGUUUCAGAAGAUCAGGAAGAUUUACGGGGACCUGGAGUGUGAAUACUGCGGUAAGCUGUUCUGGUAUCAGGUCCACUAUGACAUGCACGUGCGGACACACACUCGGGAGCAUCUGUACUACUGCUCUCAGUGCAGCUACUCCUCCGUCACCAAGAACUGCCUCAAACGUCACGUCAUACAGAAGCACAGUAACAUGUCCAUGAAGUGUCCGGCCCCCGGCUGCAGCUACUCCAGUCCGGACAAGUAUAAGCUACAAGCCCAUCUGAAAGUCCAUGCUGAGCUGGACAAGAAGACGUAUUCCUGCCCCUCCUGUGAAAAGUCCUUUUCAGACGACCGUCUUAUUAAAUCUCACAUAAAGGCUAAUCAUCCCGAGGUUUCGGCAAGUCUUAUAUCUGAGGUCCUCGGCCGCAAAGUUCAAAUGAAAGGUCUGAUAGGAAAGAGAGCUGCUAAAUGCCCAUACUGUGACUCCUACUUCUUGAAGAACGGGUCCGAUCUGCAGCGGCAUAUAUGGGCCCAUGAAGGUGUGAAGCCUUUUAAGUGCACGGUGUGCGACUACGCCACUCGCAGCAAGAGUAACCUGAAAGCGCACAUGAAUCGGCACAGCACAGAGAAGACUCACCUCUGCGACAUGUGCGGCAAGAAGUUCAAAACCAAAGGGACCCUGAAGAGUCACAAACUCCUUCAUACAGCAGACGGGAAACAAUUCAAAUGCACAAUAUGUGAGUUCACCGCAGUCCAAAAGCCGCAGCUUCUCCGACACAUGGAGCAGCAUACCUCGUUCAAGCCGUUCGGUUGUGCCUUAUGCCAUUAUUCCUGUAAUAUUCCCGGCUCACUGAAAAGACAUUACAACAAGAAACAUCCGAAUGAAGAGUGUGUCAACUCCGGAGCGGGAGAAGUCUCCUCCGAAGCCCUCGUCCUCCAAGGCGGAAUAAAGUGCCCCGUGUGCAGCUUUGUCUACGGCACCAAGUGGGAGUUCAACAGACAUCUGAAGAGCAAGCACGGCCUGAAACUGGUGGAGAACGACAAAGACGCCGGGUGGGAGCAGUCGGAUGUGACAGAAGAGGUCUCUACCCAGUUCCUUCAUAUCACUGAAGCCGAAGCAGAUGUUCAGGGAACACAGACAGCUGUUGCCGCUCUCCAGGAUCUCCGCUAUACCUCGGAAACCAGUGAGAAGCUCGACCCCACGGCCGUCAACAUCCUCCAGCAGAUCAUCGAGUUGGGGACGGAAUCCCACGACGCUGUCGCCUCCGUGGUCGCCAUGGCUCCCGGAACUGUGACCGUGGUGGAACAGGUGACUGAAGAAGAGCGCUCCACCAAUCACGCGGUAAUGAUACAGGAAGCUCUACAGCAAGCCGCGGUGGGGUUGGGAGAACAGCACCACCUGGUGGUUUCCUCAGAUGAUGUUGAAGGGAUCGAAACGGUCACUGUUUAUACACAAGGAGAAGAGACCUCCGAGUUUAUAGUCUACGUGCAGGAAGCAAUGCAGCCUGUGAGCGAUGGUACGAUGGAGCACAUCCUACAAGAGAUAUAACAGGCGGUCGUGUUCAUCGCUUCACAUUUACACUAGAAUUAAAACCUACCAUCAUCCUUACAUGUAGAUGCUGUAGGAGAGAUCAGGUAGAGGCCAUUUAUCCUACACACAAGUUGGCCAUCGGCAUCUACUUAAUGACGACCCCAAAGACAAUUUUUUUAUUUUAUUAUAAUUUUGAGCAAUAACUGUACAAAAUUUGUUUUAGCUGGAAUUGAUUCUCGGGAAUGUUUACAUAGAAUAAACUCUGUGGAUUUUGCCUGGA
Messenger RNA from Bufo bufo (common toad), 4090 nucleotides. It is a transcript of the gene ZFAT, whose product is annotated as zinc finger and AT-hook domain containing. NCBI's taxonomy places the organism in Eukaryota, Metazoa, Chordata, Amphibia, Anura, Bufonidae. The coding region runs from base 196 to 3828 and encodes 1210 amino acids. The record is from RefSeq and is a predicted model, not a curated record. Gene Ontology annotation, molecular function: DNA-binding transcription factor activity, RNA polymerase II-specific; RNA polymerase II cis-regulatory region sequence-specific DNA binding. The transcript has 17 exons. Gene Ontology annotation, biological process: regulation of DNA-templated transcription.